Papaver somniferum (opium poppy) is the source of this 1437-nucleotide messenger RNA. RefSeq names its product lipid phosphate phosphatase 2-like. Gene Ontology annotation, molecular function: phosphatidate phosphatase activity. Bases 238 to 1194 code for a protein of 318 amino acids. Gene Ontology annotation, biological process: phospholipid metabolic process. The record is from RefSeq and is a predicted model, not a curated record. The transcript has 8 exons. Lineage: Eukaryota; Viridiplantae; Streptophyta; Magnoliopsida; Ranunculales; Papaveraceae.
GUUUGUCUGGGUAUCAUUAUUUUUUCAGCUUUAUUUUUGUAAAAAAACACCCAGCACAGCAGGCGGCCAGCCCCGAACUGCUAUUUACUUUCCGUUAUAUCCGGCAACCAGGAUAACAAAACACCCUGAGAGUCUGUUUCUCUUCUCCUCAUUCUCAUUCUCAUUCCAUUUCUCUCUUUUUUUCAAAACCAUUUCUACUCGGAUUCUUCAGAUCUUGUUUUCAUCAGUUUAUGAAAAAUGCCGGAGAUACAGUUGGGAGCUUGUACUUUAAGGACUCAUGGAGUAAAAUUGGCUAGAACUCAUAUGCACGACUGGCUCAUACUUUUACUUCUCAUGGUUAUAGAGGUGGUAUUGAAUGUUAUAGAACCAUUUCACCGCUUUGUUGGGCAAGAUAUGAUGACUGACUUGAUGUACCCGUUGCAAGACAAUACCGUACCAUUUUGGGCAGUUCCUUUGGUCGCCAUAUUAUUGCCAAUGGUAAUCAUUGCGGGUAUCUACUAUUACAGGAGGGAUGUAUAUGAUUUGCACCAUGCAAUCUUGGGUCUUCUAUUUGCUGUACUUAUAACUGGAGUUUUAACGGACGCAAUCAAAGAUGCUGUUGGUCGACCUCGACCUGACUUCUUUUGGCGCUGCUUUCCUGAUGGGAAGGGGGUGUUUGAUACUGUCACGAAAAACGUCCUGUGCACUGGAGACAAGAAAAUCAUUAAGGAAGGACACAAAAGCUUCCCAAGUGGGCAUACUUCAUGGUCCUUCGCAGGUCUUGGUUAUCUGGCUUGGUACUUAGCUGGAAAGAUUAGAGUAUUUGAUCGUAAGGGCCAUGUUGCAAAACUUUGUCUCUUGUUUCUUCCCUUGCUGGUUGCAUCUCUUGUGGCAGUUUCUCGAGUAGAUGACUAUUGGCAUCAUUGGCAAGAUGUGUUUGCUGGAGGCCUUCUAGGAAUGACAGUAGCUUCCAUUUGUUAUUUGCAAUUCUUUCCACCUCCAUAUGACACUGAUGGUUGGGGACCUUUUGCCUAUUUCCAGAGUUUGGCAGAUUCACAACCUGCUGGUGUCCAACCAUCAUCCUCCAUGAACAAUUACAAUGACAUGCAGCUAAACAAUGUCGACUAUGGCCGCUUUAAUGAUCAUGAAACAGACAGACCUCAUAUGGCGAUUAGGUCAAUUGGAGAUGAAUUAGAAGCUGGGGUUCUACACUGAUUCAAUUUGUGAAUGUAUAAAGGAGUACAUAUAGGAAGUCAUAGGUAUAGACUUAGUUGACAUGUGAAAAGUUUCAGUCUGAAUUUUUUUUACCAGUUGCCCUUGAACUUUGAAAAUUACAUAUUUCACAUCUUUUCUCCGUUUAGUUAGAAAAAUCUAUUUCAGACAGUGUGUUUGUUCUUUUUGAAUAGAGAACGGGUUCAAUUUUGCCACUAUUUUUCUGAUAUCAUAUUGCUUUUCAUA